AUGGACGAAUUCGCCCAAACCCGCGGCGUCGACGACCUCUUCGACGAUGAAAUCAUACCAAUUCCAUCCCACGAAGUUGAAAUCGAAUACCACGACGAACAACAACAGUUUGAGCUACAGUUUGAGCUACAGCCUACAACAACACCCCAACCUGUCCUAGAUACACAACCGUUAUUAAUCCCCGACCCCCCACAACCACUUACUUCUCAAUCGCUACAGAGACAUCAGCAGCAAUUGAACCACCAAUCGCCGGCCCCCACAGAACACCAGCUGUGUGGUGAACUUAAGGAAAGAAGCGGUGCGAGGACUAGUAGGGAUGGGAGCCAUAGUAAAAAUCGUGGUAAUAAGCGCGGGUAUGGGGAGAAAGCGCGGGGAAGGGGAAGAAGUGGCGGGAGUUGUGGUAAUGGACGUGAUGGGAGGAGGGCAAGAUCACAGCCGACGGAAGAGAAAAGUGAUUUUCCCGCGCACGCCCCUGCUGCUGCUGAGGUGGAGGCAGCCGAACCGGUCACUGAAAAGGAUGAGCAGACUGAAAGAGCAGCGGCGCAUGGCGAUGCAGAUGAAAGGGAUGGAGGCGAUGAUGAAGAUAAGAAAAUAAAAGAGCAGAAAACACCUGCACCUGCAUCCAGGACUUUUGCAGUCAAAGGGGAUAGGAGUGGUACAGGUGGUGUGAAGAAGCCGAAACUAACCGAAGACGAACUCACCGAACGCAUGAAAGCAGCCAAAAUCAAAUCCGCAGAGCGCGCCGCCGCCCAUGCUCGCGCAGAAGCCGACGAAGCCUCCUUCCUCGAACGCGAACGAAUCGCCGCUGAAAAGCGUCGGGAGGAGAUGCAGAAUCGCCGCGCAAUGAAUGGCGAGCGCGAACGGAAUCGUCAGCGGAAACUCGAUACGCAGACGAGGCGUGAGUGGGAUUCUGAGAAGUCUGCGGAGGCAUUCGCAGUAUCGGCAUUAAUGGCGCGUGGCCGUGGUGGUAGUGGCGGUGUCAGGUUGUAUCGGCGUGAUGCACAUAGUGGGCUUUCGUAUGAUGGUGCUUCUCCUACUACAACGGAUGUAGCUCGGGGUCAUUUGGAAGAGGCCUUCCCAGAUCCUGAUGGUAGUGGAUAUUUCCGUGGCAGGGGAGGAGGUAGGGGGAACACUCGUCGUGGACGCGGCGGGAAGGGUCGUGGAAAUUAUUUUGUCAGACAGCCAUGUAGUACUGAAGCUGUAUCUUCUACCCGUAAUCCCCUCCCUCCUCGGGUUGGUGCAGAAGAUGAGUUCCCCGCGCUACCACCUUCGGUUGGUGGGAAUGGAAAGCGGGAUGAGAAUGAGAAUCGAUCUGGCUCUGCCUCUGGCUCAGGUAGCGGUAAUAAUAAUGGGGACAGUACCCCGAUGUCACCGCUGGGGUCGUGGGCGGAGCAGGUGGAGAUGAGCCAGGCACAGGCACAAUCACAGGAAUAG
Paracoccidioides brasiliensis Pb18 is the source of this 1434-nucleotide messenger RNA. RefSeq lists its product as uncharacterized. The transcript is spliced from 2 exons. The record is from RefSeq and is a predicted model, not a curated record. The coding region runs from base 1 to 1434 and encodes 477 amino acids.